AUGAAGUUCUCCAGCAUCUUCGGUGUUGCCAUCAUGGCUGCCAGCGUUGUUGGUUCCACCACCGCUGCUGUCGAAGGCGCAAAGGAGAUGGUCAUCGCUGCUUUGCAGGCUCGUGAGGUCCCGGCUAAUGAGAUCAAGGCAUUUCUUGACCUUGUUCCUCGUGAUACCGUCACCGUCACCACCUCUGCCUGCGGUCCUUACGGAUACACUCCCGGUUCCUACGGUCCACCAGCCUCUGCCUCUGUCCCUGCGACUACCGGUACCACAACCCCACCAAUUGCGACCACUGGCACUGCGACUCCCACUCCACUGACUACGACUUCCAUUACCUCCACUACCCGGGUGACCACCACUACAACUCUCACUCCAGAGACUGCGACCACUGAGACCCCAGAUACUCCUCCAGUUGUUCCGGGUACCACUCCUGUUGAGAGCACCACUCCGGUCACCACCACCUCAGGGGUUGGAAGCACUGGCACUACUCCAGAGAUCAGCACUGGUGUCAAUACUCCGGCUAGUAGCAGUGUCGAACAUACCACGUCCUCCACUACUACCGAAACCACCGAGUUGACCCCCAGUACUUCGACUGCUAGAUUCACUCCAAGUACCUCCACACCACCUGCUCCCGUCAAUGCGGGUGCCACUUCCGGCAUUCAUGUCGGUUUGAUCGGUCUUGUGGCUGUGUUGGCACUUGCUUGA
Messenger RNA from Exophiala viscosa, 699 nucleotides. RefSeq lists its product as uncharacterized. Lineage: Eukaryota; Fungi; Ascomycota; Eurotiomycetes; Chaetothyriales; Herpotrichiellaceae. The coding region runs from base 1 to 699 and encodes 232 amino acids. The transcript has 4 exons. The record is from RefSeq and is a predicted model, not a curated record.